This is a messenger RNA of Adineta ricciae, 2478 nucleotides long. NCBI's taxonomy places the organism in Eukaryota, Metazoa, Rotifera, Eurotatoria, Adinetida, Adinetidae. The record is from the annotation of a GenBank genome assembly.
AUGUCUCAAUCAAUUGAUUUUCGCAUAAAUGAUUUUGUUAUUGAAUAUCUCGAUUACAAAGGUUUUAAUGAAACCGUCGGCAUAUUUUUGAAAGAACGAAAAAGUCGUCAAGAGCCGAUUUAUGACAUUUCAAAUGGGAAGCCAACGCAAGAUAAAGAUCAAGAAAAAUAUCAGACAAUCAAAAAUGAUAUGUUAAAAUACCUCGAUGAUGGAAAUCGUGCUGAUUUCUUUCGUCUGUGGUCGGCACACAUACCGAGCAACGUAAUCGCCAGUGAUCCAUCAUUGAAAUCAUUGGAGUUUUUGAUUUAUGCACAUUUUGCAAUCUAUUAUCUCCGUCCGAAUGCCUUAAUAAAAAACGAUGUUGCAGCUAAGGAGAACAUGCAGGUAUUGAAAACAUACAUGGAAACAAUUAAAGGUCAAGCGAUAUCGCAAACCAGUGAUAUUCUGCCAUUAUUUGCAUUACCAUUUGUUGCUUCACCUGAUAAGCAUGCAUCAUUUCAAGAACUAUUCUCAAAUGAGUGGCCGAUACAGCUACGAAAGAAAGCUUCGAAUUUUUUCGAUUGGAUUUUUUCCAAUCGACCGUUACCUCGUCUCGUAGAAUUAUUACAAAACGGUGAACGUGCUUCGCAUGUCUUAACUCAAUUAAACACGGAAAAUGAAGAGCUUAAAGAUCGAAACAGAGAAACGAAUAAACAAAUCAAAAACUUAAGUACUGAUUAUUGUAAUUUAAUCAGCAUAACCAUGGAACUAGUGGAGACAUUACAACAAGCAAUUGUCGGAAAGACUAUUACGAAUGAUUACAUUGAUAAUGUUUGCACACGCCUUGGUUUAGCACGAUUACGUGAGUCAUUGCCGAAUGUCAUGGAAUCAGCUCGUUUAGGAAUCGAUGAUCCAUUCACGGAGAAGUUUGAUUAUACCAAAAUAAAACGCGAUGUCAUUCACGUGUCUACGCCAGCACGACAAAAGGCGUUGCUUCUUCAAGCUCUACGUUGGAAAUUAACGAAAGCUAGAACAGAUUUUAAACGAGAAAAAAUGCUGGAAAGUUACAUUGCUUGCGACUUAUUAGGUUGUAAUACUGACACGGAACAACAAUCAAAAAUUAUUAAAGAAUUAACAGCACCGUCCACAGGAGAAACGGAAUUUGUCAAAGAAGAAUGGGCACGAUUGAUCAAUACGAUUGCUUCAUUAAGAAAAGGUCGAAACUAUUUAGUAUCAAAUGAAUCAUUGAUUAUCUGCAUGCAGAAAUCAGCUAUUCUCGAGUCAUCGGAUACGUCUACUAGACAGCAUCUUCUAGCUGCCUUACAGAAACUCAGUCUUCGACGAUCUGUUCAAACAAUAAUGAUCAAUCAAAAUAUGAUCAAAUGGCUCGUACCAUUACUGAGCAAAACCGAUGAUCUGUCUGAUUAUACACUAGAAUAUGGUGUCGCUUUACUCAUGAAUCUAUGCUUGCGAACAAAUGGUCGAAAAAAAUGCGCUGAAAUUGCUGAACAAGUGAUCACGGUUCUCUCAAAUCUAUUAUCUCAUCCUAAUCACGAGACCCGACCAUAUGUAAACUCGUCACUGUAUUCGGUUUUGACUGUUAAGUUAAUUCGCGAUAAAGCGAAUGAAUUAAAUCUUGAUAACCGUCUCCGAGCACUCAUACGCACAGAAACUUACAAUUCAGAGACAAAAGGUCAACUCGAGUUUCUGUUAAACCUUCUAUGUAAAAAUGGCGACCAAGUCCUCGAACAAACAUCCGACAAUGAGCAGGAUAAUGAUGAGGAAGAUGAAGAUGUGAUGGAAGCGGACUUAGAUCUUGCGGAUAAACUACAAACUAUUGAUCAAGAAUUGAGUGGCGAUGAUCUUAUGCUUGUAAAAUAUUCCUCACAAACAAAUAUACCGCCAGCACCACAUACUCAGAAGUCUUACAAUAAUAAUUUAUAUGCCUCGUCCGUGUAUGAUUUCAAAAGUAAAUCAGUUGUUGAUUCAGUUCUUCAUCGACCGACUACACCUGGUCAAUUACGUCAGUCGAUUGUCGCACACACCGUCGAUUCACUUGCAAACAGUUUAGUCGUAGGGGAUUUUUUCCACAAUCAAAACAACGGAUCUGAGCCAAUCAAUGAUCAUCGCACCAUGCUCGUUGCAUCAGCAUCCGUCUCGAAGAAGAAACCGUUAUCUGCCAGUGUGGCAUCAGUCAAAACGAAUAAUAGUAUUAAGUUUUCGAAUACUUUAUCAUCGAUAAGUCGACCGAAAUCAACGAAUCGAACAUCGUCUGCUGAUCAAUCGAAACAAUUAACGCCUGUUCUUGCCUUUAGUACCAACGAUGAAUUGGAUCGCGCAGUUCCGUCUGCUACGACGCAAAAAGUCACCCCACCAAUGAAAUUCUCCUUUAGUGAACCACCAAGAUCAAAUUCGAGUGCAUCUAUUCGUUCGUCAGCGUCGUCAAUCCUAGAAUUAAGUAAUGGAAAUGCAAAUAGCCAUAAAACCAAAAGACAAUAG